Sinocyclocheilus rhinocerous is the source of this 1056-nucleotide messenger RNA. RefSeq names its product forkhead box protein A2-like. Bases 1 to 765 code for a protein of 254 amino acids. Gene Ontology annotation, molecular function: DNA-binding transcription factor activity, RNA polymerase II-specific; RNA polymerase II cis-regulatory region sequence-specific DNA binding. NCBI's taxonomy places the organism in Eukaryota, Metazoa, Chordata, Actinopteri, Cypriniformes, Cyprinidae. Gene Ontology annotation, biological process: anatomical structure morphogenesis; regulation of transcription by RNA polymerase II; cell differentiation. The transcript has 2 exons. The record is from RefSeq and is a predicted model, not a curated record.
AUGCUCGGUGCUGUGAAAAUGGAGGGACACGAACACGCAGCUGACUGGAGCACUUACUACGGAGAGCCCGAGUGGAUAAUGGACCUUUUCCCUUUUUACCGACAGAACCAGCAGCGCUGGCAGAACUCUAUCCGCCACUCGCUGUCCUUCAACGACUGCUUCAUGAAAGUGCCGCGCUCCCCGGAUAAGCCGGGCAAAGGCUCGUUUUGGACCCUUCACCCCGAUUCCGGAAACAUGUUCGAAAACGGCUGCUAUCUGAGGAGGCAAAAGCGCUUCAAGUGCGACAAGAAACUGAGCAAGGAGCCGGGUCGGAAAACCUCGGAGGGCGGCUCGAACAGCAGCUCUGAGAGCUGCAACGGGAACGAAUCUCCUCAUUCCAACUCGUCCAGCAACGAGCACAAAAGAUCCCUGUCUGACAUGAAGUCGGCUCAGGCUCUGAGCCCGGACCACGCAGCCUCCCCGACCUCUCAAGCGCAGCAUCUCCUGGCCCAACAUCACUCGGUUUUGGCGCACGAAGGACACCUGAAGCCAGAUCAUCACUAUUCCUUCAAUCACCCCUUCUCCAUCAACAACCUCAUGUCCUCGGAGCAACAGCAUCACAAAAUGGACCUAAAGACAUACGAGCAGGUGAUGCAUUACGGUUACGGCUCUCCGAUGGCCGGCGCGCUAUCCAUGGGCUCCAUGGCGAGCAAAGCGGGCCUGGAUUCGCCGGACACAUCGUACUACCAAGGUGUGUACUCCAGGCCCAUCCUGAACUCUUCCUAAACUCUCACGGACCUUGUGACAAUUUGUACAUUUGUAAAAUGGUUGUGUACAUGUAUUCUGAUUUUUGACGUUCCCCGUUAAUUUAGAUGUUCGUUAGUAAUUAUUUUGUAAAAGAUCUGUUGACAAUGUGACGAACUCUUCGAGGCGGCUUUUGAAAAUGGACCAAAACCACACCGAAGGACUGCGGACGGGUUGAAGUUCUUCAAUCACUUGUGUAAACUUAUUUAUGGCUUGUAAAUGUGUAUUCUUGUAGUUGAUGACAAGAACAGAAUCUAUAUUAAAGUGUUAUUU